AUGAAGAAGAGCAAGAAGAAAAAGUCCGAGGCCAGACCACCCCGGGACUCGUCCAUCUCUCCACGGGGCAGCUCCGACUCUAGCACCUCCCAGCAGCCCAGCUCUGAGAGCACCCAUCCCAGCCCCCAGUCCACAACGCAACCAUCCAAGUGCACCACACAGCAAUCCAGCCCUCAGAAGCAGUUGAGCCCCGAGGGCAGCCCAAAGCAAUCCGCGUCCCAGGCCCUCCCAGAACCGGAAGCUCAUCCAUCGUCUGAAUGCCUGUCAUCCCCCCACACCAACAGAAAAGCAGCUCCUUCACCUAAGAAAGGGACUCAGACCCAGGUGGGCACUCAGACCUGCUCCUGUGCCGUGUGUCCGGGCAGCUUUGCUUGCUGGCGUCGUCUGGGGCUGUGCCACAGACGCAUCUUCGAUGUCCUUCUGCCUCAGCACUGCCAGGCCAUGUCAGGGAGAGGACUCCCAAGCCACCUCACCUUCUACAGGUUCCCGAAAGCCCUGCCUUCCUCAGAGCACAAUCCCUCCCGGCCCUUCCUAACGUCCACGCCCUACGGGAGCUUUGUGAAUAAACGCUCUGGGUGGCCUUUUACCACCUUCUAG
Messenger RNA from Urocitellus parryii (Arctic ground squirrel), 597 nucleotides. It is a transcript of the gene Spata3, whose product is annotated as spermatogenesis associated 3. NCBI's taxonomy places the organism in Eukaryota, Metazoa, Chordata, Mammalia, Rodentia, Sciuridae. The record is from RefSeq and is a predicted model, not a curated record.